This is a messenger RNA of Prunus armeniaca (apricot), 291 nucleotides long. The record is from the annotation of a GenBank genome assembly. Lineage: Eukaryota; Viridiplantae; Streptophyta; Magnoliopsida; Rosales; Rosaceae.
AUGAUUUGGUUUUUUGCGACGGGAGUUUGCGCGACAAAUAAGUGUGUUCGUCGCGCAAAGUCCUUCUUCUUCAUAUUAGAAUUCUGCCAUUGCAGAGGCAGAAUGCAAAAACAAAGCAUUCUGCCUCUGCCUCUCUCUCAACCUCUCUGCCGCUGCUGGGAUUUCAAUACAUUGAUUGAGAAUUAUGGACAGAAGGUGGAUACAAAACCCGAACAGAUGCGCAGACGAAUACCAAGUUAUAGAGGAGGCGGAGGAGGAGGAGGAGGAAGAGGAUUGGGAGACCGAAAGUGA